Molecule: messenger RNA, 660 nt
Organism: Psilocybe cubensis
Lineage: Eukaryota; Fungi; Basidiomycota; Agaricomycetes; Agaricales; Agrocybaceae
Exons: 5
Coding region: 1-660 (219 amino acids)
Source: RefSeq, a predicted model, not a curated record
AUGAAGGGAACACUUCAAACGCUCACAGCCUUGCUCUUCCUUGCGCGAGCGGCGCUGAGCUCGCCACCAAACCUCAACAAUCCCAUCUACAUAAUUUCCAACGCGGAGGUACCCUCCCUCUCCCGUGGAGGCCUUUCCCCCGUUGGACAACGCCGCGCGAACAACUGUUUGCCUAAGCUCUUCCAAAACUUGGAUAUUGGCAAGAUUAUUAUGUGCCCGAAGAACAAGGGAAGCGAUGUAUGCUUUGAAACGCUCCCGACCACACAACCUACAGCAGACGCGCUCGGGUUGCCUAUUGACACCAGCUGUGGUGCAGACGAGAAGACGAGCGACAACUGCGUCCAGAACCUGGUUAAGAACUUUGCCAAGACCAGCACACAAGCAAUCCUCAUCGUUUGGGAUCAAGGCGAAGUCGGUACCCUCCUUGAGGACAAACUCGACCUCAACACAGGCCCGGCAGACGCUAUUGACGGCGUGCACUUUGAUGUGUUCACUGUCGUCCACAAAGGAGUCAUCUCGCAGGUCACCUCGCAGAACUGUACCGGUAUUGAUGGUAUCGCGGCAGGCACGGACGCAAACUCACCUUCCGCCGCUGCUUUGGCGAAAUCAAAGUCGAAGUCGAAAAAGAAAGAGAAGAGGGCGCUGCAUCGACGGUGGUGA